UGUUUAGUAUAUGUUUUGUAACGCUUAUUCCUCGAGGAAUAUAUAAUUAGCGUUACAACGCAUAUACUAAAUAUCGCACUAAAGGAGAACGACGCCGGAAGGCUGCCGAAUAUUUUUCUCCGUUGCUAGGCAUAUAUCGUGGCCGAGUUACGGGGCGCCUGUUUUGCGAAUGGGAUAGGGCCCUACCUUUUCAGCAGUCAAUUACAUUGACUUUGCUUAUCUCGAGUGAAAACCCCACCUCUAAUUAUCCGCGCUACAGAAAUGGAGACAGACCGCAGUUGGAUGUACAGGAGCCACACAAACGGGCUGCUAACCACAGGGUAUAAGGAGCAUGUGAAGGAGUUUGUCCGGUUUGCAUUACGGCAUCCGGCUUGUAUGAGUGGGGUACAGAUAAAAUGCCCCUGCCCUAAGAGAGGUUGUCGAAAUACAAGCUAUCGGGAUGUCGAUGAGGUGGAAUUCCAUCUAUUGAAGAAUGGGUUCGUGAAAGGUUACCAAGUAUGGGUUUUUCAUGGCGAAGGGAGCGUUUUGAACCCCCCUCCCCUUUCACAGUUACCAGAGCAGGAUGUUGAGUUCGACUAUGAAGAUGAGGGGCCAGGUGAGUUCAGUUCCGCUCAAAGAAUGAUUCUUGAUGCGGCCGGUCCAGAAAUAACGUUUCCUGAAGAUGAGCUCCCGAAUGCUGAAGCUCAAAAAUUUUAUGAUAUGAUGCGUGCGGCUGAAGAAGACAUAUGGCCUGGGAAUAGCAGACAUUCUCCAUUUUCUGCAUCUGCUAAAGUGAUGGAGAUCAAGUGUCGACAUAAGGGUUCGGUAGCUUUAGUUGACGACGUAUGCGGAUUGAUACAGGAGCUGCUCCCGGAGGACAACAAGAUGCCAACGAAUUUUGCUAAGAUUAAGAAGCUGGUCAAAGGUUUGGGGUUGCCGGUUGAGGUUAUUGAUUGUUGUUUCUAUAACUGUAUGAUUUAUUGGGGGGAGGACGCAGAUCUAACGCACUGCAAAGUUUGUAAUUAUGCGCGGUGGAAACCUGUGACCCAAGGAAAAUCCACAAAAAGAAAGGCUAACGUGCCAUAUAGUAAAAUGUUCUAUUUUCCAAUAACUCCGAGGCUACAGAGGUUGUACGCUUCGAAAGCCACUGCUCGGCAUAUGACCUGGCACGCAGACCACGAGAUGGAGGGUGAUAAGAUGUGCCACCCGUCCGACUCUCCGGCUUGGAAACGUUUUAGUGAACUGCAUUCUGAGUUUGCCGAUGAAGGGAGAAAUAUCAGAUUAGGCUUAUGCUCCGAUGGGUUUCAGCCAUUUACCAAUUUUGGGCAGCAGUAUUCCUCGUGGCCGGUCAUUUUGACGCCGUACAAUCUCCCCCCAGGCAUGUGCAUGAAGGAUGAGUUUAUGUUUUUAACGGUUUUGGUACCGGGGCCUAGAAACCCGAAACACCUAAUGGAUAUCUUCCUACAGCCGCUGAUUGCAGAGUUGAACCAACUGUGGGAAUGUGGAGUCCAGACAUAUGACGUUCAUAAGCGUCAGAAUUUUCAACUAAAAGCGGCUCUUAUGUGGACAAUAAAUGACUUUCCCGCUUAUUCUAUGUUGUCUGGUUGGAGCACUGCUGGUAGAAAAGCAUGCCCGUACUGCAUGGAAAACACUGAUGCAUUCACACUGGAUAAAAGCGGUAAACAAUCGUGGUUUGAUUGCCAUCGCAAGUUUUUGCCUCCGUAUCACCAAUUCCGUCGAAAUGUUACUGAUUUCCGUAAGGGGAAACGAGAGGUCGGCAAAAGGUUUGCAGGGGUGAGAACUGGAGAUGAACUGUUAGCAGAGAUUGAUCGACUGGGGUUUAAGAAGGCAUUUGAGCCUGGUGCAAAAGUUACUAAUGCAUUACUGUCAAAAGAUCAUGGGUGGAAUAAAAAAAGUAUCUUUUGGGAUUUGCCUUAUUGGAGAACGAAUGUAAUACGUCACAAUCUCGAUGUCAUGCACAUUGAGAAAAAUGUCUUCGAUAACAUUUUUAAUACCGUUCUCAAUAUCCCCGGGAAAACAAAAGACCAUGCAAAAUCUCGUGAAGAGUUGAACGACAUCUGUGAUCGGCCAGGGUUAGCUAAAGAUCCGGCAACUGGGCGAUUUCCAAAGGCAAUGUAUGCUUUGGAUAGGGAUUCAAAACGAGUUUUGCUUGAGUGGAUUCAGAAAAUAAAGUUUCCAGACGGGUACGCGUCAAACUUGUCUAGAUGUGUUGAUCUAAAGGGGUUGAAAAUGCAUGGAAUGAAAAGUCAUGACUGCCAUGUUUUUAUGCAACGACUUCUGCCAAUCGCCCUUCGGGAGCUAUUUCCGAAAAACGUGUGGGAGCCUCUAACAGAGUUAAGUAUCUUCUUCAGGGAGUUAACUUCCACGUCACUGUCACAGGAAGAUCUAAACCGUAUGGAAACUGAGAUCCCAAAAAUCCUGUGUAAGUUGGAACGUAUAUUUCCACCCAGCUUUUUUGACUCUAUGGAGCAUCUCCCCGUGCAUCUUCCGUAUGAAGCUAUGAUGGCAGGACCGGUUCAGUAUCGCUGGAUGUAUCCAUUUGAAAGAUAUUUGAGGAAAUUGAAAAAAAAGGUCACUAAUAAAGGCAGGGUGGAAGGGAGCAUUAGUAGUGGAUAUCUGCAAGAAGAAAUCGCUAAAUUUGCAUCCUAUUAUUUUGCCGAAGGUGAUCCGAUGUUACCCGUGCGUUUGGGAAGAAAUGAAACUUGCGAUAUGGAUAUCGAUGACGAUGCCGACAGACUGGGAAUUUUUAAACCUAAGGGAAAGCCGUUGCGUGGUAGCGGUAGGAGAUAUCUUGAAGACGAUGAGAUCAUCGCUGCUCGGACCUAUGUUCUUCUGAAUUGUUCCGAAAUCGAAGAGCAUCGAAAGUAAGCAUUUAAAUAUAGUGUAAUAUUUCACAUAUUUGCUAGAAUUUGAUGUAGUUUGGGCCUCUACCAUUUAAAGGGUUUUUGUAGCCGGGUUGCGCGAAAGGAACAGUGGCAUAAGUGAAACAGAAAUUGAA
Messenger RNA from Mercurialis annua (annual mercury), 2998 nucleotides. RefSeq lists its product as uncharacterized. NCBI's taxonomy places the organism in Eukaryota, Viridiplantae, Streptophyta, Magnoliopsida, Malpighiales, Euphorbiaceae. Bases 262 to 2868 code for a protein of 868 amino acids. The record is from RefSeq and is a predicted model, not a curated record. The transcript has 2 exons.